Messenger RNA from Mytilus trossulus (common blue mussel), 6169 nucleotides. RefSeq names its product fibroblast growth factor receptor 2-like. The record is from RefSeq and is a predicted model, not a curated record. Gene Ontology annotation, molecular function: transmembrane receptor protein tyrosine kinase activity; ATP binding. Gene Ontology annotation, cellular component: plasma membrane; signaling receptor complex. The transcript has 16 exons. Gene Ontology annotation, biological process: positive regulation of kinase activity; cell surface receptor protein tyrosine kinase signaling pathway; multicellular organism development. Bases 281 to 2113 code for a protein of 610 amino acids. Lineage: Eukaryota; Metazoa; Mollusca; Bivalvia; Mytilida; Mytilidae.
CACUUCCUAAACUCCUUCAACAAGUUCGUCAUACGCACUUUACAAAUUUUAAAAGGUUUGUCAAAAUAAUGUUCCUUCUGACCAUCCUAACAUUGCAGAAACACAGGCCACCAAAAUCACUGAUAGAUUGGGUUGAUGAUUUUGAAAAAGAAAUAAGAAUGACAAUGACCAUGAAUUCAGAUAUAACAAUUAUGGGAGUGUAAGCCGUGUCUGUCUGUCUGGCACAGGUCCACCAGUUUUUAAAGAUAAAACCAAUGGAGAGUGGAUUGCCAGACCAGAAAUGUCUACUGUGGAAAUUAAAUGUGUUGCUUGUGGAAAACCAAAACCUACCAUUAAGUGGUAUAAAAACAAGCAAUACAUUGAUCCUGGCAUGAAGGGAGGACACUACCAUAUAAGAAAAUGGAAACUUUCUAUUUUAAAUUUGGAAAAAAUGGACGAAGGACAAUAUACCUGUGUAUUAGAAAAUACACAGGGUAUAUUAAAUUUUACCUUUAAAAUUGAAGUUCUUCAAUUGACAAUAAUGACAAAACCAAUUGGUUUGGGACCAAAUAACCAGACAGUUCAAGCCGGGAGUGAUGCUAGGUUUGAGUGUAAAGUGUUGAGAAAUGACCUACAGCACCAUACACAAUGGUUACAACAAUACACAGUCAAUGGUUCCUAUCGAGACGAUGAAAACCAGCCAUAUGUCAACAUCAUACAGCAAUCCAUGGUGAAUUUAAGUCACCCAGAAAUACUGACAAUAAAGAAUGUAACAAAAGAUAAUGCUGGAUGGUAUGGUUGCUUGAUUUCUAAUCCACUUGGUAGAUAUUACCAGACUGCCUGGCUAACAGUUUUAGAUGAACAAGCAGAAGCAGUAGACAUUAGUUCAGGAGGAACAAACGAUAAAGAGCAAAUAGUAAUCUACAUUAUCGGUGGUGUCGCAUCAGUAGUUGUUCUCUUCCUGUUACUCCUGAUAUUUAAAUGUUAUAGACAUUACAAGAGGGUACAGUCCAGCAAAUAUAGAAAUGUCAAGAGAGUAAUUGUCAUGACACAGAAUGAAAAUUACCAUCCAUACAAAUCUUAUGAUGGUACACAACCAUUUGUUUUACCCACAAUCAGAAUUGAACCUGGUCCAAGAAGACGCUUGUCAUCUGAUUUGACCAUGAUGUCAGAGUAUGAUCUCCCUCUGGACAAACACUGGGAAUUUAGACGGGAACAGUUAUCACUUGGUGAACCUCUUGGGGAAGGAGCAUUUGGUAAAGUUUUUAAAGCAGAAGCUGUUGGUUUAAAUAAAGCUCCAACAACUGCCAUAGCAGUCAAGAUGUUGAAGGAGGAUGCAACCGAUAGAGAAUUGACAGAUUUAAUGCAAGAAAUGGAAGUGAUGAAAUUAAUAGGAUGCCAUGAAAAUAUCAUUAAUUUCCUGGGAUGUUGUACACAAAAUGGGCCAUUAUAUGUAUUGGUUGAACUUGCUCCACAUGGUAACAUGCGAGACUACUUGAGAUCAAGAAGACCACAUAAUUCUGCAGGAUACAAAAAGCAAGAUUUAGAAAAAGGCUCAUUCAAACCAUUAACAGAAAAAGACUUGAUAUCAUAUGCCUACCAGAUAGCCAGAGGAAUGGAAUACCUGGCAUAUAGAAAGUGUAUUCACAGAGAUUUAGCUGCAAGAAAUGUGUUAGUUACUGAAGAUGUAAUUAAAAUAGCAGAUUUUGGUUUGACCAGAAAUCUUACCAAUGUGGAUUAUUACAGAAAGACUGGAGAUGGUCGACUACCUGUGAAAUGGAUGGCUCCAGAGGCAUUAUUUGACAGAAAAUAUACUUCCAAGAGUGAUGUUUGGUCUUAUGGAGUAUUGUUGUGGGAGAUAUUUACACUAGGAGGGAAUCCUUAUCCAUCUGUACCUGUGGAAAGAUUAUUUGAACUUUUAAAAGAAGGUCAUAGAAUGGGCAGACCUCCAUAUGCUUCAGAAAAAAUUAAUAAAACGAUGCAGUCCUGUUGGCAUGAGAAUCCAUCAGGGCGACCAUCUUUCAAUAACCUUGUUAUUGAUUUUAAUCAAAUGUUGACCUCUAUGGACAACAGAGGUGAAGUAUAUCUAAAUCUAGAUGAAUGUAACAGUAUACAUCCCAUCAUAUCAUCAUGAUCAUAGUCUCUCUCAUGUACAAGGCAUUCACUGACAACUGUGUUUUAUACUUAUAGGCAGUGAUUGUUUCAUUAUCUCAAUCAUCUAGAUCGUCUUCCACAUAUUGAAUUAUACUUGACUUAAUUGUUCAAAGAAGACAACCAUGCAUCUUAUUCAAUCUCAUGUUUUUACAACAAGUGCUAUAGUGAACAAAUAAAAAGUUUUUGUUGCUCUAAUGUGCAACCUCAUUGACACCAAAGACAAAGAAAUACUAUUAGAAAUCCAGUGUCUGUGAUUUUUUUUUUUGUGAUUUGUGUUGACAAGGAUUAAUAUGUUUAAUCAUGUAAAGUACAGGAACUUAUUUCAAGUCAUUUUUUAAAUGGAAAUGUCCAAAGUUUUUGAUGGCAAUUUAUAUCAAUUGUGACGAAAAUGCGUUCAAAUGACGACAAACGAACUUCAAAUUGUGAUCUUUUGAGAAAUAAUGAAAUUCAAAUGCGAACUGUCCGGGAGUAUUAAACAAAUUAUUUAGAUCAAAUGACGAAACUAUACGUCUGGUUGUUGAAAUGCCAACUGACUAUUUUUACAGCAAAAAUGUUGUUUGAUAGUUAUGAUCUGUAAAAUUUUCAUCAUUUUUCCACAUUUUCUAUAUUAAAUUUUACAACAAAAUUAAGCUAACAAUACACAGGAUUGUCAAUAUAGUUUUUUCUGUUUUAUCAUUCUGAAAGUAGAAAUUGUGCAGGCACAAUACUGUUUUUUAUUGGCUCAUGCUUUGCAUCAUUAUACACUAUUUUAUAUAUGAUUUUGGUUAUACUGUUGAAUUACUUUAGUAUACAUUUCAAUGAAUACAAAUUUUGAUUAUUUAGAAGAAUGAAAAUAAGUGAACUUGGACCUGUGUAUGCAAAAAAAUGAACGCUCUAAUUGAAAAAGAUAAUUAAGUUUAAAAUACAAUUUAAGACAUAUAACACUUGGAAAAAAUGAUGUGCAAAUAUAAAAAAGAAGAUGUGGUAUGAUUGCCAAUGAGACAACUAUCCACAAAAGACCAAAAUGACACAAACAUUAACAACUAUAGCUCACCGUACGGCCUUCAACAAUGAGCAAAGCCCAUACCGCAUAGUCAGCUAUAAAAGGCCCUGAUAAGAUAAUGUAAAACAAUUCAAACGAGAAAACUAACAGCCUUAUUAGGAAUGAUGAAUCAAACAAAACAAAAACAGCCUGUGUCAAAUGGGUAUAAAUCAUGCAAUGGAACAAAGUAUUAAUGUAAUCAUGAUACAAAUUAUGGACCACUUGGUGUAUAUAACGUGACGGUACCCAAAUUGCACCUAUUUUGACAGUUUUUUCACCUACGUUUUUUUAUGAUAAAGACAAAAAUUUCCAUUCUGUGUUUAUUUUGUAGCCGUAUCCUUCUUUAUUAUAGAAGUACACCAAUUUCAUUUUUAAUCCAUAUGGAAUCAUAGAAAAAUUGGUCUAAACUGACCUCCAAACCAUCAAUGAUUCUGAAAUGAGGAGUACCCAAAUUGCAUCCAUGCUUAAAUUCGCACUGUCAAAAUUCUAAUAACAGAGCUUUUUUUUAAUUUCUUCAAAUAUUUUGAACAAUUGGAUAUUUUUCCAUGUUUACUCUUUAUUUUUUAUUAAAUGGAUACUUGUAACAUAUUGUAUUUGAUCAUUUUAAAAAGAUGACGUUUUGAUGACGUCGCAUGGCGACGUUUCAGUACAUUUUGCUUUUUUAGUAAACACUUCACCUGUUGAUAAAUACUGUGAACGUUUUGUGCAUAUCUAAAUAGUUUUACCUAUGUUGAAAGAUGUGCAUAGUAUCAAAUCAUAAAAAUACAAAUAGUUUACGGUCUCUAGGAAAUCCUGUUAGAUUAUUUUUACUAUUUUGGCUUAAUAGGUGCAAUUUGGGUACCGUUACGUUAUAUAUAUAUGACCAGUAUGUAUUAUUAUGUUGAUGCAGUAUAUUUACAAUUAGUAAACUUAUGAUUCUGAAGUACAGUGUUUAUUUUUAGACUUGACAAUCAAAUAAUGUAAAUGUUUUCUAUUUGUGUUCAUUGUUAAAUUUUGGCCAGGUGGUGCCAUCUGUUACUUGCAUUUUAUUUCACUUGUUAAAACCUUAUGUAUCAAUGUUGAUCCUCUUUCAUGGUUUUCGUUGAGCCUGCGACUUUUGUCGUUGGUUGCAUUGUCCACAAAUAUUCACUUUGGGGUUAAAGAUUUUAAAAUUUCAAUAACUUUUCUUUAACUAUCCUGUAUUUCUACCAAAUUUGUUUAAACUUUGCGAUUUUGAAUUUUAUGCAGUCAGUGUUAAAACUGGGUUACUUCAAAGAAAAAGAGGGAAACAUGCUCUUAUGCAUAUAAGUUGAUGUAUUUGUGCCUGUACUACAGUCUUUACCAUGCCCAACUUUCUGGUUCACUUUGGUUUAGUAUAAUUUUGAUUAUUUUUGUCAAAUAAGCUUUGACUGUGUAAAUUUUCAUUUAAAUUCAUACAUGUGUACAUAUUAAAGAAGCAUAGCAGAUGCAGUUUAGCAAGAGGAAAUGAGAAGUUUAAGGUAAAUGAAAUGUGUUUAAGACAACCUUAUGCUAAGCUUUUAUCCACACACGGUACCAAUAAUAGCCAAUUGCCUAAGGUUGCUUUGACCCGAAUCCCCAGGUGGUAAAAGGUAGGACCAUUUUAGUUGAGUUCCAAAGUUAUGGUAGGGUGAAACAACCUCCUUUAUUCUGCAAUGCAUAAAAAAAAAAUCCCCUCGGGAAAGGUUUUGUCCACACUUAGUUCAAAUGAUGGGACCAAGGUGGGUAAGGUUUUAUAAGGUUUAAAGUUUGGGUAGUGUUACCACCUCCCACCUUUAAUUUAUCAAAAAUUCCCUACGGCACAGCUUUGUCAACAAUAAGUACAAAUGAUAGGGAAUUACCUAAGGUUGUUUGGACCCAACGACCAAGAUGGGUAAAGUGUUUUAACUCUUUUAUACGACCGCAAAAAUUUUAAUUUUUUGGUCGUAUAUUGGUAUCACGUUGGCGUUGUCGUCGUCGUCCAAAUACUUUUGGUUUUCGCACUAUAACUUUAGUUUAAGUAAAUAGAAAUCUAUGCAAUUUAAACAGCAAGACCAUAAAAGGAAGGUUUGGAUUGAUUUUGUAAGUUUUGGUCCCAACAGUUUAGGAAUUAGGGGCCAAAAAGGGCCCAAAUAAGCAUUUUCUUGGUUUUCGCACUAUAACUUUAGUUUAAGUAAAUAGAAAUCUAUGAAAUUUUGACACAAAGUUUAUGACCACAAAAGGCAGGUUGGGAUUGAUUUUGGGAGUUGAUUGAGGUGCCAAUUUGGGGUAGGGUGACCCUACCACUUCCCCUAUUUAAUUUAUAAAAAAAAUCCCUGCGGCAAAGGUUUUGUCCUCAUAAGGUACAACUGGUAGGUUAUUGCCUGGACCUAUAGACCCAGGUGAGUUAAGCUAUGGAAAUAUUUUGAUUGAGGUCCCAAGUUAAAAGAAUACAUGUCAGUUUUCAAAUCCCAUGUACAGAAUAAGGAUAAAUCAUGGAUAUCUAAAAAAAGAGGGACGAAAGAUACCAGAGGGACAGUCAAAAUGCCAACAAGGUGCAGGUUUUGCUUUUCUUAUUUUAAAUGCUUCAUGGGAAUAUAAUAUACAGCAUUUUUAUAUUUAGAGAGCUUAUAUUCUUCUGCAUUUUUUAAACUCGUCUAUAAAUAAAACUAACCUUUGAAGUACAUUAUCAUAACAUUAAAAUAAAUUGCAAAAAAUACCAAGUAGUCCAAGAUCAAGAUAUUUAUAAAUAUCUUCGAAGUUGUGAUUUAGAACUUUGUUUUCCUAAAACAUAUCUUUUUUGCAGUUAAGCAAGGUACUUAAAUUGAAGAAAAUACAGUUCUAAAAUUAACAUUGUUGACCUCAAGUAAAAAUUGAAUGUAUAGUAAAAAAAACAAUAGAGCUGAAAAACGCUCAGUGGUCAAUUUUGUGAUUGAACAGUAUUGAACAUUUAUUGAACAUGUAAACAUUUUGAGAUGAACAGUUUUCGAAUGAUUUAAUGUAUUGUUAUUCUUAUCUGUUAUUGAUUAUAGUAUCUAAUAAAAAAAAAUAUAAAUCUUU